GGGUUACGAGCUGCUACGUCACACGCUGCUAAGAUGGCGUUUUGAUGACGACGCGAGAAACGAGGACCCCUGCCCUUGUUCGAAAGUCACCUCAAUGAAAAACAUCAAGGGCAGGAGAUGGAGCUCUCAAAUUAUGCCAGCCAACUGCUGCUGCAGCUCAACCAGCAACGCUGCAAGGGCUUCUUGUGUGACGUCGUCAUUAUGGUGGAUAACACGCUGUUCCGAGCUCAUAAAAGCGUCCUCGCCGCCACCAGCAGCUACUUCAAGUCCCUUGUCCUGCAUGACAACCUCAUCCACCUCGAUGCCGAGCUGGUGGAGCCAGCCUUGUUCCAGAAAAUUCUGGACUUCAUUUACACUGGCAAGUUAUGUGAGGAGAGUCAGGGAGCAGAGCGCGUGCAGAAUCUGAGCGCCUUUCUCACUGUCGCUAACUACCUCCAGCUCCACGACCUGGUGAGUCUGUGUACCAGCAAACUCGAGUCGAGCAACACGUCCUGCAAGGGCUCUUUACACACCCAAAACCUGCCUUUUUCCCCUGCCUCAAAACCCUUGGUCAAACGGGAGGCAGAAGACACUUCAUCUGAUGUUGAAGUAUAUGCAAACAUGGUCCCUCCAAAGAAAAGACAUAAUGGCGAGAACAAACGGCGCUCGAGUGGCAAGCAAAGCUUCGGCCUGGAUUUGACCAAGAAGAGUUCUUCUCACUGUGCUCUAAAUAGUGACAUCAGCAGCAUGCAGGAAUACUCGCAGUCCUCCGUUUCCAAGACAACUGCCAAUACUCUCCAGUCAGGAAUGGACCGAAAGGGCUCCCCAGAGAAGACCAGAGGCCGAGAUGCUUUUGAUGGAACACAGGAAUGGAAAAGGACGCCUUCUAGAGAGCGCUCCAGGAGGAAGAGCAACGUCAACGGUUAUAUGCCUGUAAUCAAAGGAGGGAGUCACAUGAGCCAAAACCACGCUGGAGAAAAUUCCCAAGAGCAGCCACAAGACGGAGGAUCCAACGGUGCCAGCCCUAAUUUUGUCUACAGGCAGGAGUCCUACCUCGAACCAUCUCAGGAGGACAACAGUUAUGUCUGUAUCCCAUGUGGAAAAGGAUUCCCGUCUUCAGAAAGCUUAAAUUCCCAUGUCGAAUCUCACACGGAUGCAGACGUGAAUCUCGGCCGAGAUAAAGAGGAAGGGGACGAAGAUCCUCCCGCUACUGGCACCCAAGAACCCCUAGAGGUCGUAGAUAAAAGCCCGUUGAAGCCGUACAAAGAACUGGACACGCUGCGACCAUUCCCUUGCAACAUCUGCGGUAAAAUGUUCACACAGCGCGGCACCAUGACGCGCCACAUGCGCAGUCAUCUGGGCCUGAAGCCGUUUGCCUGCGAGGAGUGCGGCAUGCGCUUCACACGGCAGUACCGCCUCACCGAGCACAUGCGUGUCCACUCGGGAGAGAAGCCCUAUGAGUGUCACGUCUGCGGGGGCAAGUUUACACAACAAAGAAACCUCAUCAGCCACAUGCGCAUGCAUACCUCACCAAAUUAGACUUCGAGUCGCAAUGGGUUCUAAACAAAAUUAUCAGUAAAGCUUCUCAAAUAAGCCUGGUCUAAUAAAACCAUAUUACCUCUUUUUUUGUCAUUACAGUAAGUUAUCGUCACUGAACAAUAACUAAUAGAAUGAUUAUUGUGGUACUUGCUAUUUUGAAAGAAUGAAUGUUCUCACUGAUUCUUACAGUUACAGUGCAGAGCGUAUCGAUCUCUGCGCUUUAUCUGGCUCACGUUUACUUGAAUACACGUGCAAACGUUGCUACCUCAGCUUUUUACCUCCCAAAUCCUCAGAUGCCCUUUGAGAUUGUUUAUCAACACCAUAUUGUAUUCAUUCCUCAAAAAAGAAACCGAACGGUCCAUUUAGUUUGCCGAUAUCUUGAAAAUAAUAUGGCGUCUGAUGAUAUGAUAUAAAUCCAAAAAUAAACUGUAAUGCUCAGUAGAGGAAAACGCACUGCCUGCUUUUCCAGCGAGCAGACAGAACGAAAACCAGUACGGAGUUGGUGAUAAGGAUUAGUGGGACAAGGGUUGUUACCUGAUGGUUCGUUGAGUAUUUAGGCCUGUGUGAUGUACAGUUCCAAAGAAAUAAUGAAUGUUGAAAGAAAAAUAAAACUGUAUUACUGUAACCAAAUCUAUAUUCUUACAAUAUACGUAUUUAAGUGCAAGUCUAAUUUAUGUGUAUGAUCACAGAUGUCCCGUCUUUGUUAGUCGGCCAGCUUUUCCUCCCCUGCGAGCUUGGUUAAAUUUGAAAUGCUCAUGCAAGUCCGUUCCUUUUUAGAUUUUUUUUUUUUCCCCCUGUGCUUACUUUUUUCCCAUUAUGAAACUAUUGAUGACCUGAGACCAAAAGGACUAUGUGAUAAAACUGUUGUAAAUAUCUUUUCGAGUAUCUUGAGGAAAUUGCUUGGUUGCUCAUUGAUUGCAGGGUUUUGAUAGUUAUAGCAUGAGUGAUCGGCUUAAUUCUGAAUCCGUUGAUUGGUUAGAACACUGGGGGUUUUGCUUAUGUGUAAAAUCAUUUGUGGUGAUAUCUCGAUAUUUUGAUGUACUCUUAUUUUGUGUUGUUCCAUUCCAACAACUUGUGCUGAUCUGUUACUUUUCAUCUACCUCAUGUUUUCAGGGUUUUACCCACUCACUGUGUUUCGAAACGCACGCCUCUGUUUACAUACUUAUUGGUCGCCAUGUCAAGUGUUAUACCAAAUCACAUCACACUGUAACUUGUACUUGCACACUUUGUAUGUUAAAAUCAUUCAUUUUGGAGAAUAAAGGCCACUAAUGUUGGUUCAGCUAAUGUUACACCAUUGAUGUUACACCAGGCCAAUAGAAAAACUUUUUUUUUUUUUCUUCCCCGUCCAACCCCAGUAUGAGUUUACAGAUACUGUAUGUUGUUAUCCAUGAUGCUGUCUGUUAAAAUAUGCAGGAACAUUUCUGGGUUUUAUGAUGGACCUGAAACCGAAACUGUGACAACGCUUGGACUCUCUUUCUCUCAGGAAACCUCAGGGAUUACUUUACUUUCAGGCACGUCUGUAUUUUCUACCACAAAGCACCAGAUACAGCUAUUUUUGCAGCUGCUUUCCUCAGUGUUUGGACACUACUGCCACAUUUAAAUACGCUGAAGCAUUAAUUCCAGUCAACACGAUACGCCUUCAUGAGGCACGGCAGCUCAAUUCUGUGGUUUUUCUUUCCACUUGUGGUAUAUUUUAAUAAUAAAGGAUUGAUUUAACAUGAAUUUCAUAUACAUUUGGAAAGAACAUCAAAUCCCAUCGUUCAUAGAGUAUGAAUUGUGACCUGUUAAAUACCAAAGCACAUUUUCACAAAAUGGAUGGAUACAUAUGAAUGACAAUGUACUUGACAUGAUGCUUAUAAUUAAAUGCUGAUUAAAAAAAUA
This is a messenger RNA of Neoarius graeffei (lesser salmon catfish), 3399 nucleotides long. It is a transcript of the gene hic1l, whose product is annotated as hypermethylated in cancer 1 like. The transcript has 2 exons. Bases 118 to 1518 code for a protein of 466 amino acids. Gene Ontology annotation, cellular component: nucleus. The record is from RefSeq and is a predicted model, not a curated record. Gene Ontology annotation, biological process: regulation of transcription by RNA polymerase II. Lineage: Eukaryota; Metazoa; Chordata; Actinopteri; Siluriformes; Ariidae. Gene Ontology annotation, molecular function: RNA polymerase II cis-regulatory region sequence-specific DNA binding; protein binding; DNA-binding transcription factor activity, RNA polymerase II-specific.